CUCGGAUAGAUUCACUUCCUCAAAUUUGAGAGAGAAAAAAUAGAGUGAAAUCAUGGUGAAGAACUUUUCCGUGGACUGGCUUGCUCAGAGCUUUCAUGACCCGCCGGUUCUGGAUGUCCAGGAGCCGGAGAAAAAGACAAGGCCGCAUGUUCCGUGUGUGGUCCAGCCGAGACCUCCGACAUCAUACGACAAGGUUUAUUUACAACCAAAACCCAAAAUUAACAAAGCUGAGCUGAAGACGGAGAGCAGCAAAGAGACUCCAGCUCCGGUUACGCCAAGAAACUGCUCAUCUCCAAGCUUUUCAGAAAACAGCGGUUAUUCGUCGGGUUAUGAGAGUGAAGCGGCCGCUUCUGAAUGCGCUUCUGUCGAAGAUGGACACGACGCUGAGAAAGACGGAGCGACGCGCAGAAUCAGAACCAAAUUCACCCCGGAACAGAUCGACAAACUGGAGAAAAUCUUUAACAAACACAAAUACCUGGAUGCGGGAGAGAGAGUGAAAACUGCGCUGAAGCUCGGCCUGUCGGAAACACAGAUCAGAACUUGGUUCCAGAACCGAAGGAUGAAGCUGAAGCGGGAAGUGCAGGAAAUGCGCGCGGAUUUUCUGCUGCCUCAGAUGGUACUUCCGCCGGUCAUUCCCGUUCAGUAUCAAUGCUACGACAGACAGCGGCUCCCGUUCCCGCCACACGGGCCGCUGGUGCAGCAGAUGAUGAUGCCUCUUCAUCCUCACCAUCCUCAUCCUCAACAUCAUCAGCUCAUGAUGCCCAGACAUCAUUACUACUGAAGAAGGACUCAUUCAGAAGAGACUCUUGCCCUCUAAACACUUAUAUCACGCUGGUGUGCAAUAUCUGUACAGUGCUGCUUUGUAAAAUGAAAUAUAGCGAGGUAAAUGUUUAAUAAAAAAAGAGUUUAUUUAUGAUGAGAAAUAAAGUAUGUUUUUAUGACAAA
Molecule: messenger RNA, 945 nt
Organism: Danio rerio (zebrafish)
Lineage: Eukaryota; Metazoa; Chordata; Actinopteri; Cypriniformes; Danionidae
Gene: vox
Product: ventral homeobox
Cellular component (GO): nucleus
Molecular function (GO): DNA binding
Source: RefSeq, marked provisional